UGGUAUUCUUGCGUUGUCGCUCGCCACAAACACCUACCAGCCAAAACAAACCUCCCGUUGAAUGACCACUGUCCAUUCACAGAACCUCUCGCUGCUGACAUUCCUUCAUUUUGGCGUAUAUAUUCCGUCGUAUGGUGUCAUAGAGUGGACAUAAGGAGGAGCAAGAAAAUUACAGUACUUUCAGAAAGUGCAUGACCAGUGUGAGCAUUGAGUAGGUGUAAUGUCCAUCAGUUUAAUGAAAAAUGACAGAACAAGGAAGGCCAUGGUGGAAUACAUCAAAGGUAAAUGGGUCUGUAUGCAGUGGUUUGGAACAGAGUCCAUCUUCAAAAUCCAGUACCAUGGUGUCAAAACCUGGGAAGUCUCCAGCGAUUUUGGUUAAAAAAGAACCUGUAAACUCAUCUCCCCCAUCUUCUUUAUGUAAACCUCCAAAAUUCUCACCAGUGCUCUUUCCAUCAGUCAAAAAAUCUUCAGUCAUAAAUUCUGUUGUGAAAACAGAACCAUCUGACAUUAAAAGUGAACCAGUGGCAUAUAUUGAGCGUGCCCUUGUGAAAGGAGAAUUUCCUCAUGAUUUUAAUUGGCCUCAAAUAAAAUGGGAACCUCUAGUUAUACAGAAUCAUAUAAAGAAUGAAACAAAGCAAAACCAUUACAUCCCAAAGCCUUUGUCUGAGAUGGAACUAAAGCUCAGGAAUACAGCACCACAAAGAAGAAACGGGCCCCCUCCAGAUUGGCAUUAUAUAUAUACACGGGACAUCCAUGAACCACAUGGUGCAUCAAGAUCAUGGUGGAAUACAGAUGUGGAGAGAGCUUUAAAAAAACGAAGAGAAACAUACCUCCAAACUAAAUUGAAUGAUAAUGCGCCGAUUGAAGUUCGUAUGGAGCGUAUUUGGGCCUUUGAAGUAGCCAAGGAUGAAGCUAGAAGAAUUGUUGCAGAGAGUAAAUGGAAAGCUGAAAUGCAGGGCAGUGGAAAUAUCCAGGAUUCAGAUACUUUAAAUUUUGGGGCAUCAACUAGCAGAGACACUGGAUGUGUUGCUGCUGGCAAGACAUCACCAAUACAAGAUCGACUUGGUCACUUACCAACUGUUGGUGAUAUAGGAAGCAGAAAAAAUGAAAAUAAAGAAUCACCCAUAGCAGAGGAGACAGAAGACAUUAAUCCUGAUGAUGUUCAGGUUAUUCCCCACUCUCAAGAAAAUAUUGAAGUAUUGACUCUUGAUGAUGAAAUUGAAGAUGCUAUGAACAGCUAUGAAAAUAACAGUGAUGACAUUAGGAUUGUUGGUGAACUUGGUUCAGACGAUGUCAUUUUUAUUCAGGAAAGGCAAGGUGAAGUUACUUUUCUUGCCCAAGUCAAUGGUCGUUUUAUUAAGAUGAACAGGAAAAGAAAACUUUGUGUUACUGUAUCUAAUACACUAAAUACAAAAAGAAAAAAAGUAGUUAAUGUGGAAGAUGAAAGUGGUAAUGUGGGGGAUGAAAAUGAACAACUCACAAAUUUUAUGGGACGAACAGACAGUAUACUUGCCAGUAAUGUUACUGAGAGCAUAAAUAUGACUGAAAAUAAGUGUGAUGGGUCUACAAGUGGAAAAGGUAUAUCUGAUGAUACUAAUGAUUUACAGAUUAAUACUAUACAAGAAUGGUCAAUGAGAGAAGCAAAAAAUAAAAAUGUGCUUAGAAAUGAAAACUUGGAAUGUCAUAAUUUGUCUGCAGAGUCAGAAAAUGUGGUUCCAUUAAACUUUAGCACUGAAAAUGCUUCAGUUGUUGAAAAGAUAGGCCACUCAGGCAUACAAUUGUGGCAAGAACAAAUAGCAGCUGAUAUUUUAUCAGAAAAUGAAAGUUCUGAUUCUGUAACCUAUGACAUUCAAGAAGUGCCUGUAUCAGAUGAUGAGCCAAAAUAUAUUGAUAGCUCCACUCAAAAAAUGACCCAGAAAGAAAAGGAGGCUCAUGAAAAUGUCAAGGUGAGAGAUGCUGAAAUUGUUAUUGAAAGAAUAGUUAAUGAUAAGCAAGGGAUAGAAUCUCUGCAUAGCAAAGAGAAUAUUAUUGUUUUGGAAACUUUCAAAGGUACAUGCCCUAAGGUUAAGGGAGAUAUUUGUGUAGAGUCUGAAAGCAAAGUUAUCAUGGGAGAGAAAGAGGAAGAAAUCAGUGCCCAGGAAAAUAACCCAAAAGAGGAUUGUGACCUGAAAGGAGAUUUUGUAGAUAUUCAGUUUAGUCGAACUGCAGGUAAAAAGAGAAAACCUGAAGAUAGUACAGGAGAGGUUACAUGUGAAAUAGCUUCCAGUGUCAAUGAGGAAGAAAACAAAAACAUUGAUAUGGAAAUGGUAAAGGGAGCAUCUGAUCCAGAUGAUGCUCCAGAAAUUGAUGUAGUUGAAGUGAAAAUAAUUGAAAAGGAUGACAUCAAUGCAGAGUGUGAAGAGGACUGCAACUCUGUGGAAGUGUGUGAAAAGGGGGGGGCCAUGUUUGUAAAUAAGAAAGAUGAUACAUAUUGUGGUUUAAAAAGUCAAAUUAAUGAUAAACAAAUAGCUGUGAAAGAAAGUAAUUCUUGUGAUGUUGAAGUGGUAGAUGCAGUUGACAAAGAGGUAGAAAUUGUGCAGGACAGUUUCAUGUUACAGAAGAACAAGGAAACCCAUGAGAGAGUGUGUGUGCAACAUAGAAUUUCCAAAAAUGUUGAACAAGGUGUGCCUAAUACAAGGCAAAAAACUGGUGAACAUUCAGGCAUCAGGAUAACUAGACAGAGUGCAAUUUCAGGUAAUGGAAAACAUUCUGAGAAAAAAGAAACAAAAAGGAAAUUGUUAUAUGAUUCUGGUGUCCGUACUCGAAGUAAGAGAUACUAAGAAAGGGGCCGACAUGACAAAUGCUAUGGUAUUCAUUUCAAGGGAUCAGGGUGUUUGGUAUGGAUAUGGUUGUGCAAGAACCAUUGUUAAAAUGUGCAUUAGAAUAGGAAUGGUAUUUUUUUAAUACAAUACAGUAUAGCAACAUUUUGAAAGUACCAUGGUGGUUGAUACUGUUUAUGCUACAAAAGGAUGUCACCAAGGUUACAUUACUUGGAAAUUACAAAUGGGACCUUAUUGCGGAGGCAAUGAAACUAUGGUGUUUGCUGUGAGUACAAAUAUUCAGAUUAGUUCUGUUUUAUGAACAUAAAUUUUGACUGCUAAGUACAGUAAUCAAAAGAAUGCGAGUUGAAUGACAAAUGUAUACAUGACAAGCCAGUCCAAAUUCAUAAUAAUUGGCGAUCAUUACUUUAGGGCCCUUUUACUCAUUUCAUUAUGUCACUAAUUCUUUUUUAUAUCUUGAGGUUGUUAUAAUUUCUUCAUAUUCUAACUGGUUGAAACAAAAAUAUGUAAUUAUUUUGUGGCUCCAGGUUUUGAGGAAUAUUUAAUUUUUCUUAUAUAAAAACUUAAAUAUAAGUUUUAGUCAGUGAUUGUUUCAGAAUGUUGAUCAACCACUGGUCAUAUUCCUCUUUAUUUUCACCAGUAUUAAGGUGCUGAAAGUAGUGUGAAGCUAUUGCUCUGUUAUCAAAUCAACUUAAUCAUACUGCUAACAUGAAGAAUUUGUUUUCUUAUUUGCUUUGAAUGUUAUUGUAUUUGCAGAUAUGUACAUAGUUGAUUAUUGUAAUCAUAAUCAUAAGAAAUAUUUUAAAAACAUGUUUAC
Messenger RNA from Macrobrachium nipponense, 3636 nucleotides. RefSeq lists its product as uncharacterized. Lineage: Eukaryota; Metazoa; Arthropoda; Malacostraca; Decapoda; Palaemonidae. The record is from RefSeq and is a predicted model, not a curated record. The transcript is spliced from 4 exons. Bases 243 to 2819 code for a protein of 858 amino acids.